Molecule: messenger RNA, 744 nt
Organism: Sapajus apella (tufted capuchin)
Lineage: Eukaryota; Metazoa; Chordata; Mammalia; Primates; Cebidae
Product: olfactory receptor 10K2
Exons: 2
Coding region: 1-744 (247 amino acids)
Biological process (GO): G protein-coupled receptor signaling pathway
Cellular component (GO): membrane
Molecular function (GO): G protein-coupled receptor activity; olfactory receptor activity
Source: RefSeq, a predicted model, not a curated record
AUGGAGCGGGUCAAUGAGACUGUGGUGAGAGAGUUCGUCUUCCUCGGCUUCUCAUCCCUGGCCAGGCUGCAGCAGUUGCUCUUUGUUAUCUUCCUGCUCCUCUACCUGUUCACUCUGGGCACCAAUGCAAUCAUCCUUUCCACCAUUGUGCUGUACAGAGCCCUUCACACCCCCAUGUUUUUCUUCCUUGCCAUCCUUUCCUGCUCUGAGACUUGCUACACCUUCGUCAUUGUACCCAAGAUGCUGGUUGACCUGCUGGCCCAGAAGAAGACCAUUUCUUUUGUGGGCUGUGCCAUCCAAAUGUUUUCCUUCCUCUUCCUUGGCUGUUCUCACUCCUUCCUGCUGGCAGCCAUGGGCUAUGAUCGUUAUGUGGCCAUUUGUAACCCAUUGCGCUACUCAGUGCUCAUGGGACAUGGGGUGUGCAUGGGACUAGUGGUGGCUGCCUGUGCCUGUGGCUUCACUGUUGCACAGAUCAUCACAUCCUUGGUAUUUCACCUGCCCUUUCAUUCCUCCAAUCAACUACAUCACUUUUUCUGUGACAUCUCUCCUGUCCUUAAGCUGGCAUCUUACCAUAACCACUUUAGUCAGAUUGUCAUCUUUAUGCUUUGUACACUGGUCCUGGCUAUCCCCUUAUUGUUGAUCUUGGUAUCCUACGUUUACAUUGUCUCUGCCAUACUUCAGUUUCCUUCCACAUUGGGAAUUCAGAAAGCUUCUAUCUUUAGGAUUUUUCCAGAUGUUUUCUGA